AUGGAUGGAAAUGGUACCGUUUACGAGGAGGAUGCAGCACAUCGUGAGCAGGGCCAGGAGAAGAAAUCGCCCGUGAUUUUGAGCAAGAUCGAGAAGGAAGUCGUUGACCUUCAACUGAAUGGGCUCGCGGCGGGACUUGACGCUCAAAGUCUCUGGUCUUAUACCACGACAUGGGACAAGGCAAUCAUCGUUAUAAGUAUAGCCGCCGCCAUCUUUGGUGGUGCCUCGAACCCAUUGCUCACAGUUGUCUAUGGGUUGGCUGUCGGUUCGUUUGCAGAUAGGUCCAAUGGCGUAACAUCCAUCUCCGAAUUGUCCGCACAAGUGGCUAAAGUCUGUCUCUAUUGGGUAUAUCUUGGGAUCGCUAUGUUUUUCUUCAUCUACAUCACCACCGUUGGAUUCUAUUACGUCGGCGAGCGCAUUGUGAUGCGUCUACGCUAUGCAUAUCUCCGGACAAUCCUCCGACAAAACAUAGCAUUCUUCGACACACUUGGCGCCGGCGACGUCACAACACGCAUCACCUCGGAUAUGAAUCUCAUCCAAGAAGGCAUCACCAGCAAAGUAUCUAUGGGCCUCACGGCAGUAGCAACUUUCUGCUCAGCUUAUACUAUCACAUAUAUUCAGUACUGGAAACUCGGCCUCAUCAUGACAUCGACCGUGGUUGUGAUGCUGCUCACUGGAACAGCAGGAGGUAUUCUGGCCGUGAAAAAUUCCAAAUCAAGUAUGACUCUUUAUAAUAGCGGUUCCAAUCUGGCUGAAGAGAGUAUCGGAUCAAUCAGACAUGUGACAGCAUUCGGUAUCCAGAAUGCUCUUGCGGACAAGUAUCUAGGAUUCCUGAAGCAGGGAGAGAAGCCCGGGGUUAAGGCAAGGUUGGCUAUAUCUUUUAUGAUUUCAUUCAUGAAUGGCCUGCCGUUCCUCUCCUACGGUCUCUGCUUCUGGCAAAGUGGAAGGUAUAUCAUAUCAGGGCACAUGGGCCCCGGAGCUGCCGUGACUGCUACAAUGGCUAUUGUUAUUGGAGGGUUCGCAAUCGGAAGAGUUGCACCAAGUCUCCAGUCUUUCAUGGCUAGCACUGCAAGCGCUAGUAUGAUCAUUCGUUCCAUGCAAAGGGCAUCCCCUGAAGACCCCUUGUCUACCGAGGGCGAAAAACCCGAAGGAAUAAAAGGGGAGGUCUCCUUUCAUGAUAUUAGCCUGGUCUAUCCGUCAAGACAAGACGUUGCUGUUCUCAAACAUCUAAGCCUAACAAUGCCGGCUAGUAAAACGACGGCAAUUGUGGGUCCAACUGGAUCCGGAAAAAGCAGUAUUGUCGGCCUCGUCGAGCGCUUUUACAGACCAACAGGGGGCCAUAUCACGCUCGAUGGACACAAUAUUCAAAACCUGAACUUACGGUGGCUGCGCAGCUUAAUGGCGUACGUAGGCCAAGAGCCAAUUCUGUUCAAUACCACCAUACAGGAGAAUAUUGGUCAUGGAUUGGCUUAUCUUGACGAUGCCGCUCGCUCAUCCCAGGAUAUCAAAGAUGCAGUCAUCAAGGCAGCGAAGGAUGCAAAUGCACAUGAUUUCAUUAUGGCGCUGCCCAAAGGCUACGACACCAUGGUUGGUGAAAAAGGCCUGCAGUUGUCUGGAGGACAGCGGCAACGAAUUGCUAUCGCGCGGGCCUUGAUUCGUAAUCCGAGUAUACUCAUCCUUGACGAAGCUACAUCAGCCCUUGACAGUCGAGCUGAGAAAUUGGUGCAAAAGGCAUUAACAAAGGCCGCCAAAGGCAGAACUACUAUAGUUAUUGCCCAUCGACUAUCGACCAUACGUUCCGCGGAUAAUAUUGUCGUCUUGUCUGGGGGUGAGAUUGCAGAGCAGGGAGAUCACGAUAGCCUGAUGACAAGACAAGGACUGUAUGCGAGCCUUGUCAACGGACAGCAACUGACAGAGGAAAAAACGGAGGAAGAAGACGGCGAUGCGCUAAUUGAGAAUGCAAGUGCUUCUUCGUGGUUCAUGGACGAGAAGGCGACUGCCAAAGAACAGCCGGAGAUUGUUGUGGAGAAAAAGCUCGAUUCGAAAAAGCUCGAUAAACGGCUAUCCUUCUGGGAUCUUCUUCGUUUGAUGGAUAAGCUAAACCGCCCCGAACGUAUGCUAAUUCUUUUCGGGCUUAUCGGCUGUGUAUUCGCGGGGCUAGGAACACCAGUACAGGCAAUCUUCUUUGCAAAGCUUAUUGAGGCCGUAUCUGUCCCGGCAUCUCAAUAUAAUAAGCUUCGCUCCGAAACAAGCUUCUGGGCCUUGAUGUACCUAAUGCUUGGUAUUGUUGCUAUCAUCUCAUGGUUUGGCCAAGGUGCCUGCUUUGCCUUCUCGUCGGAGCGCCUCAUCCGCAGAGCCAAGGACACAACUUUCCGGUCCAUUCUGCGUCAGGAGGUCUCCUUCUUCGAUGAGCGGCCAACAGGCGAUCUAACAACAAUGCUGUCACAGGAUACCACUCACCUGGGUGGGCUGGACGGCGCCGUGCUGGGUUCCAUGAUCACUUUCACGGUUACCAUCAUCGGUGGACUUGCACUCUCUGUUGCAAUAGGCUGGAAGCUGGGUCUCGUGUGUGCUGCAUUAAUCCCUAUUACGGUGGGCAGCGGCUAUAUCCGAUUGAUAAUUCUGAGUCUCUUUGACCGUAAAGUACGACAGACACAGGCUGAGUCUGCGGCUUACGCCAACGAAGCUGUGAGAGCUAUUCGUACUGUGGCAAGCUUGGGCCUUGAGAAUGAGGUGCUACAGCGCUACCGUGCUAUCCUAGAGCGUGAUGCGGCGGCAUCACUCCGCUCCAUCUUGCAGGCUUCGGUACUCUUUGCCCUCUCUCAGUCCCUACUUAUGCCAACAGGGGCUUUGGUUUUCUGGUAUAGCAGUACACUUCUGGCGACUGGUGAAUAUACGUUAACGCAGUGCUUUAUUUGCUUUUCUGCACUGGUCACUGGCGCCCAGACAGCCGGUGCCGUAUUCAAUUUUGCCCCAGAUAUGAGCAAGGCGAUGCAGGCCGGACGGCACCUUCGUAACUUAUUUGAACGCGUGCCCCCAAUUGACAGCUACAGCUCUGAGGGCCGGUUGUUACCAGCAGAGGCGUGUCGUGGUGCUAUUGAAAUUCGAGACGUGAGUUAUCGCUACCCGCAGCGUCCAGAGAGGGUGGUCCUAGCCAAUUUCUCCCUCUCCAUCAAACCAGGACAGUUCGUUGCCUUCGUGGGGCCAAGUGGAUGCGGCAAAUCAACCGUUCUGGCCCUCCUGGAGCGGUUUUUCGACCCCGAAAUUGGACGCAUCCACGUUGACGGGUCCGAUAUCACAGAGUUAAACAUCUCCCAGUACAGAAGCCGUAUUGCAAUGGUCGGACAGGAACCAGUGGUGUACUCUGGCACUAUCCGUGAAAACCUGGUGUUGGGCGCCCCAGAAACGUGA
Molecule: messenger RNA, 3411 nt
Organism: Microsporum canis CBS 113480
Lineage: Eukaryota; Fungi; Ascomycota; Eurotiomycetes; Onygenales; Arthrodermataceae
Product: ABC multidrug transporter Mdr1
Exons: 3
Coding region: 1-3411 (1136 amino acids)
Biological process (GO): transmembrane transport
Cellular component (GO): membrane
Molecular function (GO): ABC-type transporter activity; ATP binding; ATP hydrolysis activity
Source: RefSeq, a predicted model, not a curated record